GACUUCGGAGCGCACGGGCCGCAGAGGCGGGGAAGCGCGGGAGCGCGGCGGUGGGUGCGCGCGCAUCGCAGGACGGCGGACAGGCUGUGGGGGAGCGGGCAGGAGCCUCAGAGCCGGCGCCGGGCACUGCCCUUUCUCGCGCACGUGGACCUGGGCUGCAGUGAGACCCGAGCCCAGCCCCCGCGCGUGGGGGAGGGGGCAUCGCUGGAGAGUUCCCCUUUUUCUGCAGUUCAGAGCCGGGGGAAGUGAUUGCUCAAAGGUGGGGGCCGGAAGAACCCAGGUUUCCGCGUCUCCCGCCCCCCGAGCCUGGUGGGGAGGGGCAGGGCGGGACACGACACGACACCCAGUCCUCGUCUGCCCCACCCGUUGGGUCCAGCAGCCCUCCGCUGGGCAAGCCGCAGGGGAGGCGCUGCGCCCCCCGGCCCUCGCCAAGCGAGGCUCCGCGCCAGCCUCCCUCCUGGAACGCCGCAGGAGUACCUCCUGCCGUCUGACUGAGUCCCCACUACAGCAGAGCACGCCCCUUCGACAGCCAGGGUGGGGCCAGACCGAAUCCGGCCCUCCCGCCCCCACCCGCCUUUGGGUCGCCGGAAGUCCUUCCUCAAGUCCCACUCACGUCCUCAAUGCUGCAGGCCUAGCUGCCCCUCUGACCAAGUCCCAGGCUGUGGUGAAGGUCCUGGAGUUGGCACCACAGAACCUGGGCAGUCCCCUCCACUCACCCAUGCCCACCCCGCAUGAGGCUGAGAAGCAGCACACAGGGCCAGAGGAGGCGGACAGGCCCCCCCCAAUGUCCAGCCAUGAUGUGGUCCCCCCGGCGGCCCCCAGCCGCAACCCCUGCUGUUUGUGCUGGUGUUGCUGCUGCAGCUGCUCCUGGAACCAAGAGCGGCGGCGAGCAUGGCAGGCCUCACAGGAGAGCAAGCUGCAGCCCCUCCCCAGCUGUGAUGCCUGCACCCCCCCAAGCCCUGAGGAGGUACAGAGCUGGGCACAGUCCUUCGACAAGCUGAUGCACAGCCCCGCGGGCCGCAGUGUGUUCCGCGCCUUCCUGCGGACAGAGUACAGCGAGGAGAACAUGCUCUUCUGGCUGGCCUGCGAGGAGCUGAAGGCAGAGGCCAACCAGCACGUGGUGGAUGAGAAGGCGCGGCUCAUCUAUGAGGACUACGUGUCCAUCCUGUCCCCCAAGGAGGUGAGCCUGGACUCCCGAGUGCGGGAGGGCAUCAACAGGAAGAUGCAGGAGCCGUCCGCGCACACAUUUGAUGAUGCACAGCUGCAGAUCUACACGCUCAUGCACAGGGACUCRUACCCUCGCUUCCUCAGCUCCCCGGCCUACCGCACCCUGCUGCUCCGGGGGUCCCCACAGUCCUCUUCGGAGGCCUAGGCUCCAAAGGGCUCAGGAACCCCACCCUCUGGUGGGCAGACUCAGGGCUCACACUAGUGGCCCCCACGUGGCUGGCCCAGGAUCUCCACCCCUGGAAGCAGCCCAGGCCCAGGGGGAAGUGCCACACCCAUGACUCCACCCCUCACCAGCCUGCUGCUGCCCAGGACAUGUCUCUUGUUGGUAGCAGGAGACCCUCCUACUUGAGCUGUCUGCACUGCAGAACCAGACCCAGAACCAGGUUCAAGUGACAGGACCUGAAUAUAUUUUACAUAUUCAUGAACUCUAAUCCUGGAAACAUCUCCUUACUGUAUGUUUUACCAAGAAAGAAAAAAAAGUUUUCAUAUUUAUCUCCAUUCCUACACCCCCAAAAUGAGAUCUUAUUCUUGAAGGUGUAGUUGAAACAGAAGCCUAUAUUUAUGCCCGCUUUGUGGGGGGAGACAGGAAAAUGAGGAAUCAUCCUUGACUGCUCCCAGACCCUCCCCACAGCAGUGGCCUCUGGAAGCUGAACUCAGCCUCACCCAGGUGGGCUCCAGACCUGGUGUCUGCCUCCUGAGCCCUGAAGCAGGAUCAGGCUUGAGCUGACACAGACUGCAGGAGUCCCUGGUAGGUAUUAUACCUCCCAGAGGGGUGGCCACUAAGGAGGCAACCUUCCCAAGAGUCCCUUGGUGCUGUCACAAUGUUGUCUUCAUCACAGGCUCCAUAAGGCAUCAUCUCAUUCCUCUGAAUUUCUGGGAGCUUCAAUGACUUCAAGCAGGAAUUGGCCAAGGGCCAGGACCCCACUCCCUUGGGGCAAACUGCAUUCUGCCUCCCUCAGUGGAGGCAGGAUGAGGCAGGCUGUCCUAAAGAGGGGGCUGAGCCCUGGCUGCCCAUCCCAUGGGUGGGUGCUGAGCAGGUUGUCUGUAUAUACAAAGCCCCUUCCCCACCUGCCCUCAGCCAAGUCGGUAGGGCCUGCCCCAUGGCACACUCAGGAGAGGCAGCGCCACCCCAUCAUCCUAGCCUCAUGGCACAGGUGAUCUCUCCAAAAG
Messenger RNA from Urocitellus parryii (Arctic ground squirrel), 2397 nucleotides. RefSeq names its product regulator of G protein signaling 19 (gene Rgs19). The record is from RefSeq and is a predicted model, not a curated record. Lineage: Eukaryota; Metazoa; Chordata; Mammalia; Rodentia; Sciuridae.